This is a messenger RNA of Drosophila serrata, 1976 nucleotides long. Its product is annotated as nitric oxide-associated protein 1. Lineage: Eukaryota; Metazoa; Arthropoda; Insecta; Diptera; Drosophilidae. Gene Ontology annotation, molecular function: GTP binding. The record is from RefSeq and is a predicted model, not a curated record.
CAAAACUAAUUUACGUUAUCGAAACUAUCGAAAGUUCUUGGAUCGAAUGUGGGAAUCGAAUUUAUUCAUUCGUUGAAUUAUAAAAUGUUGCGAAAGUUGUGCUUCCAUAAAUUUGUUAAUAAAAAUGUUCGUACAAAAUGUGUGAGACUCCACACGGCCGCUGAUGUGAGGCAGAGCUCGAGGCAAAAGGCGUGGCUGCUCGCCAAGGAGCGGUACAAACAGCACGAGCACGUUUAUUACAGCUCCGUUCUGGAGAUGGGAGCAGAUCCGUCUUUCUCGGUUCCUGAGGUUGCUUCUCUGCCGGAGGACUGGAUGGACGACUACGAGUUCUACCGCGGUGCCCUGGAUGAGGCGGACAAUAAGCAGGGCACACCGGAUCCCAAAGUUCCCGCCUCAAAAGUACCCUGCAGCGGAUGCGGCGCCCACCUGCAUUGCUCCAGCGAAUCGGUGCCCGGCUACAUACCAAGUGAAAUCUUCCGGGGAAGGACAAAGGAGGAGCUGAAGACCAUCGUCUGCAAGCGUUGCCAUUUCCUGCAUCACUACAACAUUGCCCUGGACGUUGAGGUGGCACCUUCUACCUAUGUCGACACAAUAUCGCGUAUUCAGGACAAAUUCGCGCUGGCCAUCGUGGUGGUUGAUCUCCUGGACUUCCCGAGCUCCAUCUGGCCGGGCAUGCAGCACGUGCUGGGCACAAAACGACCCGUCUUUCUGGUGGGUAACAAGGUGGACCUCCUGCCUCGCGACUCCAACACCUACCUGCAGCACGUGAAGACAUCUCUUCAACGGGAGUUCAUAAAGCGCGGCGGUGGUGAUGGGAUGAACAUCAAGAAUGUCAGCCUAAUCUCCGCCAAAACCGGCUACGGGGUCGAAGAGCUGAUCACGCAGCUGCACAAGAACUGGGCCUACAAGGGCGACGUAUAUUUACUGGGCUGCACCAAUGUGGGCAAGAGCUCGUUGUUUAACAUCCUUCUCAACUCGGACUAUUGCAGACCAGAGGCGAGUGAUCUGGUGCGAAAGGCCACCACUUGCCCAUGGCCGGGGACUACACUCAAGUUGCUGCGGUUUCCCAUUCUGCGGCCAUCCAAUGAUCGUAUUUAUAUGCGUUACAAGAGAUUGGUUGCCGAGCGAGGUGAAAGGGCUGCUAUAGAGCAGAUGCGUCGCCAAGAGGCUAGGAAAACAGGAGCAGCUUCGGCAGCCCAACCAGCAUCACCCGUGGGACGCACCUUCGAUCGUCGUGACGAUCUCAGCGAUGCCUUUGCCAUGGCCAGUGGCACGCGACCUAUAACGACAUUGAACGAACGCCGGGAGGAUUACAAGGAGGCGCGGUGGGUCUACGACACCCCCGGGGUGAUGAACCCGGAUCAACUCACGCCUCUGCUUACCCCCGAGGAGUUGACAAAGCUGCAACCGGCUACGAUGAUCCGUCCCAGAGCCUUUCGCCUACGUCCCCAAAUGAGCCUUCUGCUCGGCGGCUUGGCUCGACUGGAUCUACUGGAGAUAUCCUCAAGCUUCAAAAAGCAGUUUGACUGGCUAAAGGUCUUUGUGUUUUCCUCGGCGCACCUUCCCGUACUGAUAGCAGACACCCAGGAGGCGGAAAAUGUCUACAAACGCUAUCUAGGCAAGCCCCUUCUGGGCGUUCCGAUGGCCGGCAAGGAGGAUUUGGAUACCAGAUUGAAACGCUGGCCAGUAUUACAGUGCAAGGAUUGCGAAAUUGUGGUGAAAAACAAAGACGAAAGCGAAGGAAGGUUAAAUUGUGAUAUUACACUUAGUUCAGCGGGCUGGAUGGGAUUGCUCCUGCCCGGGCACUCGGAGUGUCGCCUAAGGGUGUGGACACCGGAUGCGACGGGCAUAUAUAAGCGGGAACCGGCUUUGAUACCCCUUGCGGAUCGGUUGGUGGGAAAGCACAUUAGAAAUUCACUGGCGUAUAACACCACAAAGCCUUUUGUUUUUAAGAAAUAAAAAUAUUUGAAAUUGUA